GCCAUCUACGUUAAUCGUUAUGUAUGUGCUGCGGACGAUUUUUUUGCGACUGAAAGCUAUAGAAAAUGCUUGAAUCCGAGGAAACGAUGUCCAAAUCUAGUUAUUUGUGAUUUAUUUACUUUCCAGGCCAAGAGCCAGAUUCUGGAAACCAACCUUCAGACAAGCCUGUUCACCACGGAGUUAGCUCCAAUCUCCCUUCCAUCACUCCCUGCUGACCUUUGACCUGACCCCCCGGUGAACUCCGUCCUCUUGUGAAGUAACGUACCACAUCUGAAGAGCCAGCAUGUCUAGUCGAGGGAGCAAAGGGGUGGAGAGAGUUCCCAUCCAGAGCACUGCGGGUGCUAUACCCGUCAAAAAUGACAAAGGUGAAAUUAGUAUGCAGAAGGUAAAAGUCAAGAGAUAUGUGCCUGGUAAAAGACCUGACUUUGCACCUCAGUUUAGUAGCGAUGAGGAUGAGGAGGCUGAGGGACCUUUUAUUGGGAGACGCAAACAGCAUUAUCAGUCGUCAAGGCUCGAUGCUGAAGACGCGAGAAUCAGGAGGUUACGCGUCAGGCAGGAAGAUGAUAGCGAUGACGAAGAAGAUGAGAGUUGGACUGUGCAGUGGAAAGACUUUGGAUGCAACCGCAGCAGGUUACCAUCCUGA
Lytechinus pictus (painted urchin) is the source of this 643-nucleotide messenger RNA. Its product is annotated as microfibrillar-associated protein 1A-like. NCBI's taxonomy places the organism in Eukaryota, Metazoa, Echinodermata, Echinoidea, Temnopleuroida, Toxopneustidae. Gene Ontology annotation, molecular function: RNA binding. The transcript is spliced from 5 exons. Bases 284 to 643 code for a protein of 119 amino acids. Gene Ontology annotation, cellular component: U2-type spliceosomal complex. Gene Ontology annotation, biological process: mRNA splicing, via spliceosome. The record is from RefSeq and is a predicted model, not a curated record.